AAAAAAACAGAAUGAGGAAGAGAAGGGAAUCACAUUUUAUAUAAGAGAUGUGUCUGAAUUCACUUGGUAGAAUAUCUUCUGCCGGAGAAUCAUAUCAACGAAGGAAGAAGAAGAAGAAGAAGGAAGGAACGAUGAGUCAGUAUCCGCCGCCUGCUGGUGCUCCUGCUCAAGGUUAUCCGCCGCCGGGAUAUCCUCCGCAGGGACCGGCGUAUCCUCCGCAGGGAUACCCCCCUCAAGGACAAGGGUACCCUCCGGCGUACCCGCCACAGCAGCCUCCGCCGCAACAGGCGUCAAGCGGUGGGUGUAUUCAAGGAUGCCUAGCCGCUCUCUGCUGUUGCUGCGUCUGCGAGAUGUGCACCGAGAUGUGCUGCUUCUGAUCGGAGCCUCAGCUCAUGGCCGCUUUGGUGCAAGUGGAGAUCCUUAAUUUGAUUCGUUCAGACAGGGAUUUGGUGGCGGAUCUCUUGGUGUAUUCUCGCGUCGUUUUCCUGUUUUUUUUUUUUUAAUCUCAUAUACUUAAAUAUGCCCCAUUCAUCGACUCUCUUGUCUGAUGGUUUGGAACUUUGGGAAUGAAAUAAGUCGGGGCAGAAUUCAUAUCUCACUUUGCUC
This is a messenger RNA of Tarenaya hassleriana, 606 nucleotides long. Its product is annotated as cysteine-rich and transmembrane domain-containing protein A-like. The record is from RefSeq and is a predicted model, not a curated record. Bases 48 to 377 code for a protein of 109 amino acids. The transcript has 3 exons. Lineage: Eukaryota; Viridiplantae; Streptophyta; Magnoliopsida; Brassicales; Cleomaceae.